AAAAGGGAUCAUAAACCCUAGUAGCUCUCGUUCAACAAUUAUCUCUUUUGAAGCGAAGCGAGCGCUGUUUCCAGUUUCUAGUCCCUUGCAAGAAGAGCCGAGAGAGGAAGGUUAACAAGGAGCUGGAACGAUGUAUCUUCAGUUUUACAUAAACGAUAAUGGUGACAAAGUCUACACUACCAAGAAAGAAUCACCAUUGGGCUUGCCCACUCAAUCUGCUCACCCAGCCCGCUUCUCCCCCGAUGACAAAUAUUCAAGGCAAAGAGUUCUCUUAAAGAAGCGGUUUGGAUUGUUGCCAACCCAACAGUCACCUCUGAAGUACUGAGAUCAUUAUGGCUGUCUAGUUUUUCAUCUUCAAGUGUCUGAAUGGGGUCUUUUCAUGUUGAAGAGUGUUGUGUCUUUUCAUCUUUGGUUGCUGAAUGUAGUGCAUCAGCCACCCCCGUUGUAGCCCAGAUAGUUGUAGACUAUUUCCUGGAUGGGAAAAAACAAAAAAUCCUACAAAUGGAUCUUUUAUGAAAACUAUGAAGUGUUCAUCGGUGUAAAGCUUGUUGGCAAACUGAACACCAUUGUGUCAUCUAAGUUUUCAUGGUUAAUGUCAAAGAACUAUUUUAAGUAAGAUUUUAAGAUGUAAUUUCUAUUAUUCUCU
This is a messenger RNA of Populus euphratica (Euphrates poplar), 646 nucleotides long. RefSeq names its product H/ACA ribonucleoprotein complex subunit 3-like protein. Bases 131 to 325 code for a protein of 64 amino acids. The record is from RefSeq and is a predicted model, not a curated record. Gene Ontology annotation, molecular function: snoRNA binding; telomerase RNA binding. Gene Ontology annotation, cellular component: box H/ACA snoRNP complex. Gene Ontology annotation, biological process: positive regulation of telomerase RNA localization to Cajal body; ribosome biogenesis; rRNA pseudouridine synthesis. The transcript has 4 exons. NCBI's taxonomy places the organism in Eukaryota, Viridiplantae, Streptophyta, Magnoliopsida, Malpighiales, Salicaceae.